AAACCUUUGACAUGAAAAAAAAAGACAAAACCCUAUCUCUUCUCUGCGCCGUGAAAAUCGUCUUCCCCUUCCCCUGAUCGAAGCUCUCUCGUUAAGCUCUCUCUGCGCGAAAAUGGAUUCUCUGAUCAAAUCUGCUUCCUCUGGGUCGUGAAGCUCUCUCUGCGCGAUCGAAUCCUCCUCGACAAAGCUCUGUUCGUGCUUCAAUCGAACCUGCUUCAAUCGCACUGAAUCUUCCUCUCUUUGCUUCAAUCGCAGCUGCUUCAAUCGCACUGAAUCUUCCUCUCUUUGCUUCAAUCGCAGCUGCUUCAAUCGCACUGAAUCUUCCUCUCUUUGCUUCAACCGCACCUGCUUCAAUCGCACUGACUCACGUCUCAUUCUGCUUCAAUCGAACUAUGUCGUUCAACUUCUGAGCAGAAUCGAAGAACUCAGGGAGGUGACGAACCUCGCAUUGGUGAAUUGAAUCCCAUGAGAACCAUCUGGAGUGGCUGGGGACCAGGAUUACGUUAGGGUCUGGAGUGGCGGAGGGGUUGGGUUCUGACGGUGGGGCAUCGGGUUUCGCUGGCUGUGGUUGGCGAAGAGGAGGAGGAGGAAGAGGUGGUGGAGGUGUUCCGGCGGAGGAAGACAGAGGAGGUUCAGUGGUGGUGCUUGGGGAUUUUGUCGCCAUCAAUUUACCCCCUUUGUUUAUUUUGUCCAAAAAACCCUUCCUCACUCUCACCGUUCUCUCGAGUUCUAGGCAUAAGGAAUCUACCAUGGAACCAACUUGUGCUGCUUGUGCCAUGGAAUGGAGCAUCCAACUUGAGAAGGGCCUCCGUUCUAGUAAACCAGGUGUACCUGUCAAAACCAUAUUGAAAUUGGGGCCCCACCUUCAGCUAUGGAGUAGAGAGUUCGAGUCUGGUAUUGAUUCCAAUGCCAUAUUUGGCCUUGUUCCAGGAGAAGAUAGGUUGUUUGCCAAUGCCAUCCUCUUACGCCUUGCUGAUGCCUUUAGAGGAGGUGACAAAGAAAUCAGGCUUUCUAUUGUCAGGGUUUUCUUGUUUGAACGAAAGCACCGUGAUAAUGGGAAACACAAGCAGUGUAAGGGCUUGCUAUCAAAGGCCAGAGUAGCUAACCACUUGGAGAUGUUGAAGAGAGUGAAAUCUGUCUUUCAAAAUGGAGAUUCAGAGUGCAAGGCACUGGCUUUGGUUCUGUUUGGUUGCUGGGCUGAUUUUGCCAAUGACAACGCUCAAAUACGAUACUUGAUACUUUCCAGCCUCGUUUCAACUCAUGAUUGUGAGGUAAUAGCAUCAUUAUUUGCUGCUGGAUGCUUCUGUGAGAUAUCAGAUGAUUUCGCAUGUAUUACAUUGGAGAUGCUGUUUAACAUGGUGAAUACACCUGCAGUAUCUUUGCCUAUAAAGUUGGCUGCCGUACGAGUUUUUGCAAAAUUUAAGUGCUCAGAUUCAGUGGCGAGUAAAGCAUACAAGAUAGGUCUACAGUUGAUAUUAAAUUCUUCAAAUGAAGAUCUUUUGGUAGCUAUGCUAUUCUCACUUUCAAAACUGGCUUCUGUUUCUACAGUUCUAGCCUCCAAUGAGGUGGACUUUCUACUAUCAUUUGUCAAGCGAGAAGUAGCUUCACAUGUACAAGAAACAGCAUCAAAAUGCAUACAUUAUCUAUUAAAAAAUAAUCCUGCUCUAAAGCUUUAUUGUAAUGCGUCCUUUGAGCUCCCAGAUGGACAGACCCUACAACACCCACCCUCUGAAGAUCAAGCUUGGAAAGAUGAUUGGAGAAAUGAUGAAAUAGUAGAACUGAAGAAUUUGUUUUCGGAUUUGGAAGCACCUUUAUAAAUAGGAAAAAUAUUAGUUCAAUUGUUUUAACAUGAAAUUUAAAUAUUUAAAUAUUCUUAUUUUUGUAUAUUUUAUCCAUGCGAGAAAUUUAAUUCAAGGUAAAUGUCAAAUUUACUUUUAUUCUUGGCCAACAA
Molecule: messenger RNA, 1951 nt
Organism: Lotus japonicus
Lineage: Eukaryota; Viridiplantae; Streptophyta; Magnoliopsida; Fabales; Fabaceae
Exons: 7
Coding region: 750-1817 (355 amino acids)
Biological process (GO): snRNA 3'-end processing
Cellular component (GO): integrator complex
Source: RefSeq, a predicted model, not a curated record